CACAGGCGUUCCCACAUCAAAAAUCAUUUUAUCGGUUCGAGUGUACAUGAGAAUGUCAAAAUGGACAUCGGAGAUUGUGUUUAUGUAGUGUUUUUGUGUCGAUCUAAUUACUUUAAACUAAAACAAGCCGAUUAAGUGAGUUUAUAACAAUGUUGCAUAAUACAGGACAGUUUGGAAGCGAUGUGCCAAUGAAUGUUAACGCUCAAACAAACAUGACAUCGAUGAACGAUAGAAUGAACGUUGAUAAUAAUAUAAAUAAUUUGGGUAAAAUCGCCCAUCCUUCGCCUCAGCCGACUUCGCACUUUAAUUUACCGGAUUAUGGAACUUAUGGUUUAAAUAUGAACACUAAUUUGAGUCACUUUCAAAAUUUUCACCCGAUUGGCUUCCAACCGAGUAACGUAGCUCCUAAUCCGAUGCAUAACAGUUGGCAAACGAGCAUGUUGCCAAUGAAUCUAAACAUGCACAAUGACCAGCAUAGCAUGCUCGGCUAUCAAUAUGGUAAGCCAGAUCCUUAUAACGAACACAAAGAGCACAGUGUCAAUAAGCCCUUAAACAUACCACAGGUCCAAACUAAGGCCUUUCACAAACAAAUGGGCAUGGAUAGUAACAAUUAUCCAUACUAUAAACCUAAUUUUAGACAAUAUACAGAUUACAGUUUACAUAUGAACCCUAAAUCCAAACCAGAAGUGCACAAACAAAUGGAUCAUUAUUCUCACAUAGAAAAAGAGAGACUCGUAUCCCCGCGGCCAACUUACUACGAACAAAAUAUAGAUUUAAGCAACAAACCUCAGAAAAUGCUGAACAUCUUUUCAAAUCCGUAUCAAAGUCCUGAAAUAAAUCUACCGUCUAAUAAGCAUGAAAACGGAGGGAACGUAGACAACCUUGAUCUAAGUGCAAAAUUACAGAAAUACCCAAAUGUUGCACAGAAACCUGUAAAUACGUAUGAGGAACCGGUAGAUGUUAUCCCUCAUAAGACAGCAGAACCUACUUUCUCAGACAAUCUUAAUAUUCCUAAACCACAAAACCUUGAAACCAAUUUGAGUACAAGUUACCCAUACAUAAGUUCAGAUAUAGGCAAAGGAUUUUUAAAAGACCAAGAUUCGAGGCGGCGCAGCUUGGAGAAUACCGUUAAAAUGAUUGAAAAUAUACUGUCACAUUCAUCAAAUUCAAGAAAAAGCGAUUACAUUAGCCAGGACAGCCAUUCAGAUGACCCAGAUAUUACAGACAAGAAUAAAUCUAAUUUAAAGGGAUCAGAUGUGUCGGUAUCCAACAGUAGUCAAGUAUUAAACAGUCAAUCAAAUUCACCAUCACCAUCAAAUUACUCUAAUGACGAAUCAAGUCAAGAAAGCACAAAUGUUAGUAACGAUAAAAUUGAUGCUGAAGACGAGAAUGUCACCAAAAAUGAUACAAAUGUGGAAACCAUCACUUCUGACAAUGGCAACAAUGAAACUAAUAAGACUAAAACUAAUAAGGAUAGUCAGAGUGCCAGCGAUGCAGAAUCAUCGGACAGUGAAGAUGUUAAACCUCCUUUGAUGACGGACAAUAAUGCGAACAAAGAACAUGAAAUAAUAAUAGAUAACUCGAUUGUUAUAAAAGUCGAAGUCGUACCGAGUAUCAUUGACAUGGAACACUUGAAUCCGUUUCACAGAGACAUAUUCGGUAUACAAAAUGAAGAUGUGGCGAAUAAUGAUAUAAUAGAUUCUGAAAAUAGCAUUAAUGUGGCCAAAGAAGUUAUAAGGAAUGGUGCAUCGGUAAAAGGUGCCUUUUUUGAAUGUCCACAUUGCAACUUGUACUUCAAUCAUCCGAAGCGAUUCCUGAUCCACACUAAAUGGCACUCCUUCGGCCUGACCAAUGAGAAGAGACUGGAACUUCAGAAAGAGAAGGAGAUGAGACGGAACAUGAGGAAGGAGGCGAGGGUGGUUGAACGAAUGAACCAGAGCGAGGUGACCGAUGUGAACACGCCAGGGCGGAAGUUCGGCUGUAAGGACUGUGAUAAAGUGUUCAACGCUAAGGCUAGCCUGAAGAAUCAUAAGCAAAGGUAUCAUCCGACUCGGUCUCGUGACUGUAAGAUCUGCGGGAAGACCCUCACGGGCUGGAUGGCGCUGCGGGCUCACCUCGCGACACACACCAGCGACUCCGGCUACCAGUGCAGCGACUGCCCCAAGAGAUUCAAGCACCCCCAUUCGCUGGCCAAGCACAGAGAUACACACUUGGAGAAGACGCACGGCUGCCAGCAGUGCCCCAAGAAGUUCGGGUCGCGCGCGCUGCUCAACGUGCACAUGAAGACGCACGAGCGCGUGCUGCGCGGCGCCACGUUCCGCUGCACGUACUGCGGGAAGGGCUUCUUCGAGGCCUACAGCCUGCAGGUCCAUGAGCGCACACACCGCAACGAGAGGCCGUUCCUCUGCGAGAUAUGUAACACGAGCUUCGGCACCAACUCCAGUCUGAAGAGGCAUUUGAAAGUUUCGCACAGCACAUCGAAGCCAUUCGAAUGCUCGACGUGCCACCGUUCCUUCAUAUCGGAAGCGAUCCGCGACCGGCACUCGCUGAGGAACCACGGGAACCCGGAGGACUUCAAGUUCCUCUGCAAGCAGUGCCCGUGCAAGUACCUCAAGCUGAAGGAUCUCAGGAAGCACAUGUACAAGGCGCACCCCAAGGGGAAGAGGAAGAAAAAAGUCCAAUCGGACAGCGACUACGCGUAAACAGAGACUUUGUACGUUAUUUUAUUUCGAUCAUGAGUUAAACGUAUAUGACGAAGGCGUUUCACAUUUUUUUUGUUCAGAUUCAAUUAUAUAAGUUUGUCCGGAAGGUUUUUUCUAAUUAUUACUAGCCAGAGUGACUUUUAAGUGUCACGUGACACGUGGGGUACAUAUGUAUUGACAGUCGAUUACAAUGGGAGGAGUGGGGAUAAAUAAACACAGUUGAUCUUGAAUUGUAAUGACGUGAUUGGUCGAGAUAUUUAGUAGUAUGUAUUCAUUUUUUUUUUCGCUGGAAAAACGCAUUUACGCGUUUCCCCCACAUGAGGUGGGGGGGUAUGUGGGACUCGCCGGCACUGAAGGCGCUGGAAUACCCACUUAAAAAUCAGCGGUACCCACUCCGUCUUGUCGAAGGGUCGUCACGGGAUCGCUUGCGCAUCCUACCGUGACGCACCGACGGUUGGCCCGCUCAAGCGGGCCUCCUUUCCUAGGGGGAGUGUUUAUUCAUAGUGGAUUCGCGAAAUUACUUAUUUAUUUGUAAAAGCACACUUAUAACAUACAUAUAAAACAUUGAAAAAAAUAAUUUAUAAAACAAUAAUAGUAUAUCUAAUAUGCGUGUCAAUUACAAGUGUACAUAGCACUUCCAGAUUCAUCUAAUCAAAUUCAAAUUAAAAGUAACAAAAAACAUUAGUAUUUUUUAAAAAUUUUGUUUAAUAUGUUAUAAAGUUGUUAUCAGAACUUUGGAAAUAAAACUAAAGUGGAUGUAAGUUGGUUUUAUGGGAUAUAUAUAAAAAAAAUCAUACUCGUGCUAUUAAAUUGUAGUAUUGAGAAAUGAAUUUGAACAGAUUUGGAAGGAUUUCAAUCAUCUCUCUUAUCUUUGAUCAUGUUACAAAUCUAUGUUUGUCUAUGGUCUCUGGUCUUUAACAUACAUAUGUAAGAACGUCAAUGAAGCAAUAGUCGUAUGUAACAUAAUAAAUAUCUAUUAAAAUUAAAAGUUCAAUAUUAGUGAGAACGAUCCGGACAUGCUUUUCUUGUUUUGAGUUAUAAAAUAGAGAGAAUCUUAUCAGAAUUGAUUCAGUAAAUAAUUUAUAGUGAAUUAACAAAUUUUCAACUAUGUCUAAGUGUAUCUAUUUGUUUCUUAUUAGAACCUAAAUCGAAUAAUCGCCUAAUUUUUUAGUUGUUAAAUUCGAAUUUCGAAUAGAUGACGUCACUUCCAAACCAAUAUGGCCGACGAUGGCUGUAUAGCUUUGUAAAUUAAAUGUCCGAUAUUAAAGUUAUAAAUAACAUAUCAAUAAUUAUUAUAAAAUGUUAAAUUAUUUGAAAAUUUAAUAUUUAACAUUCUUAUCUACAAUAGAAAGUUAUUUCAAUAUUUUCUAAAUUAAUUCUGUGCUGUGGUACUAUAAGGGUCAUUAUCAAGUAAAGGGUUGUUGAUAUAGGCCCUUUUGGUUAUGAGAAUAAAGCUUGAUUGAUAAUAAAUUUAAUUACAAUCGGUUCUGUGGUUUAGCCGUGAAGGCGGAACACAGAUAGUUACUUUUGCAUUUAUAAUAUUAUUAUUGGUAUCAGGCUUAUGAUGUUUAAGGACAAAUAAGUUAUGGCAUAAUGUGCUUCAAAUUCUACUUAAUUUUUUUUUUAAUAAAAUAUGUAGGCGGAUAGUGCCACCUGAUGGUAAGUGGUCACUACAGCCCAUGGACAAUGUCGCUGUAAGAAGUGUUAACCAUUACUUAUAUGGUCAAUGCGCCAUCUUGGGAUUUAAGAUGUUAUAUCCUGUACACAGGCUCACCCUUCAAACCGAAACGCAAUAAUGCUAAGUAUGGCUAUUUGGUGGUAGAAUAUCUGAUAUAAUGUUGGUACCAACCCAAACAGGCUUGCACAAAUCCCUACCACCAAGUAAAGCACUCUUUUAGCACCGUGCCACAGAAUUAUUAUGUAAUAAUUAAAAAUUAUAAAGUUUUAAAAAUGUCUUAAACGAUUGCAAAAAAAUCGAAGUAGGAUUAUAAUAUAAGUAUUAAAUAAGACGUAAUGUAGCGCUUUUUUUUUUAAAUUUCAUCCGAAUCGGUUUUUUUAUUAUAAUCUGUGCCAAUAAUGGAAAUUUACAAAUGGCGGUCGAUUUCAUACGAGAACAUUCAUAUAAUCUUGUGUUGUGAAAAGUUUAAAUUCGCAUUACGCUGUUAAAUGUUUUCUAUUAUUGGCACACCGUUAUAGUAAACUGUUAUCUGAUCGCCCAUUGGUCGCUUGUUACGUCAUCAGCUGAAAUCGACCAGUGAGCGUUGAGAUUAAAGUGAAUUAGUUAUUUUGUCUAACAUUUCAGUUUUUUUCAUUAUUGUCCAUUGCACUUGAUUAAAAUUAUUAAAGUAACAGCGUAAGCCUCCCACUGCUGGGCAAUAGUCUCCUCUAAUCAGACUACGGAUUUUAUUAAUUACUCCCAUUCUCAAGACGUUCUCGACGGAAACCCUCCGGAAUUGAAUGUCUGGUGACGGGAUUAUCAUUUAAAAUUGGGUUUUAUUAACUAUUGGAUUUUUUUUAUCUAAUUCAUGAAUAUUCUUUAUAAUAUAAUUACGAAAUAAAUUUGCCCCCCCCCCCCCCCCAUCCUCUAGAACUUGUUAGAAAUCAGUACAAUACUUGGCGAUGUUGUAAGUACUUAUAUUUUUAAUCUUAAUUUGUAUAACUUUACAUAUGUAAGUUGUUGAUGUAAGAUAGUGCACAUACAUUGAAUUUAUUUAUAAAAAAAAGUUGAUAAAUAUAAGUUUACUGUAAACUAUUUGUAAAUAAUUUCAACUUUAGUUCGAACGAAAUUACUGUUUUCCGCCAGUUUAUUACUUUAAUAUUAAUAUAUAUUAUAUACUAUAUAUAACAAUUUCUAUAUAUUAAUAGGUUUUUCUUCAAAAUGAAGGAUUUCCUCAGUGCUAACGUACUGCGUAAAAGGAACCCGUAUGCGAGUUUUCGUGCUGCUAACCGCAGAAGUUUGGACUGGGUGUUGAUGUUUCAGUCAGUUCUUUUAAUCGUUGUAUAACAAAGUUAAAUUAAAUGUAAAGCAGCCAUUGAUAUUUAGAUUCAGAUUCUACCGGAAACAACUGAUAUGAAACUCAUUGAAAACUCUUAUGUAAUCAUCUAAAAUAUUCGUGUAAGAAUCGCUCGAUCUAUUCAUUGACAAAUGUAGAAAAGUUUGGAGAACAGAUCCAUGAAUUUAAUGGCUCACCCAAGAAACUGGAUGCUUUUUAAUGUAAAUAAAAUUAAUUUUACAUUAAUAACAAAUGGCAAUUGAUGCUAAGUGGUCACCGUAUAGACCAUUGUUACCAUUCCUUGUCAAUGCGAAACCAACUCACCUUUAAAACCGGAACACAACAGGUAUUGUUGUUUGGCGGUCGAAUAUGUGAUCAGUGGGUGGUACCUACACAGACGGGCGUGCAAACACAUGUCAGAUAUAUCAGAUAUUCUACCGCAAAACAGCAGUACUCGGUAUUGUGUUCCGGUUUGAAGGGUAAGCCAGUGUAAUUACAGGCACAAGAAACUUAACAUCUUAGUUUUCAAGGUUGGUAUUGCAUUGGCGAUGUAAGCGAUGGUUAAAAUUUCUUACAAUGCCAAUGUCUAUGGGCAUUGGUGACCAGUUACCAUCAGGUGUCAUCGCCUACCUAUUCUAUAUAAGAAAAGUACAUUUGAGAGUUCUAUAAACUUUUUCCAUCUAUUAAUUCAUCAGCUAAUGUUAAAUAUUCGCUUAUGGACUUGGACAACAUCUGUUUAUGCUCAAUAAAUCCAACGAUUUGUUUCUUCUGAGUCGCGGUUUCUCAUUUGCGACUUGUCCACAUACAUUAUCCCUUCCCAUUACCCUUUCUCUAUGGAGUUAUGUACAUAGCAUGGAAAAUUAAUAAAAUCCUUCGGAAAUGGAUUGGGUAACAUGUUCGGUUGAUUAUCAAAAAGCGAUUGUAAUUGGGCGACGUUUUCAUUGUCGACAAUGAAAUGGUUUUGUCAAUUCCGCAGUGAUAUUGACGAUCGCAUCAAUUGUCAAUAUAUCUAAGGUAUAGUGUUUCAGCCUAUACCGAACACACCAUCUGCCCUUCGUUUUUAAUAUCAUGUUAUUGAUAUGCGACAAUCUAUUUUAUUUUCGAUGCUGGUAACAUUUUUUUUGUCUUAUUAUAUUUAAGUUUAUUAAAACGUUCUUUUCAAUAUUUUAUUUUACUUAAUCUGUUGCUAAACUGUUAUUAUCAAGCAAAUGAGCUGGAAUUUUUAUGCCAUUGCUUGUGACUAUUGUGAGCUUGUGACUAUCCCUGUAAUAUAUGAAUGUCACACUGCCGGACUAAGGGCUCUUCUCCUUUUUUUUCUUAGAAGAAUUUUUUUAGCUAAUUCCUAUCACGCUACUCCAUGCCGGUUGGUGGAAAUAUAAUAUAUUAAAUUUGUUUCGUAUUGAAUCGAAUUAAAUAAUAAACUAGCAACAUUGUAAUUUUGGCACUGGGCCUUCCCUAGAUUAUAAUUCGGGCAACAACAAUAAAUCAAUUUAUUUAUGAUAUUGUUAUAACAUUUAUUAUAUAUAAAACAGACAGAAUACAGUAUUAAAAAUGUUUUCUUUAACAAAUUAUCACAAAAUAUUGUUUAUUAUUAUAAUAAGAUUAGAAAAUUGUCUCAACGGGACAGAUUGUUAAAAGACAAAGACACUAAUGGGAUAUUAAAAAAAAAAAAACUCUUAGAUCUGUUUCUAGUUUAAAAUAAUUUUAAGCUAUAGAAAGAUAAUUAAUAUUGUAAUAUAUUUUGUUUUACUCGACAGGGCGCUAGUUUUUUUUUUUUUUUUUGUUAUUUAAAAGUAUAUAUUGUAUAUACAACCUGCUUUUUUUUAUCUUAGCAACAUAAAAAUAUUAUGAAAUUCAUUACAUACUUUGUAGAAAAUGUAAACAAAUGAAUAACAAUGCAAUAUUAAAUUUUCGUUUUUAUAUAUUUUUUUU
Molecule: messenger RNA, 7627 nt
Organism: Nymphalis io (European peacock)
Lineage: Eukaryota; Metazoa; Arthropoda; Insecta; Lepidoptera; Nymphalidae
Product: zinc finger protein 37-like
Exons: 6
Coding region: 150-2702 (850 amino acids)
Biological process (GO): regulation of transcription by RNA polymerase II
Cellular component (GO): chromosome
Molecular function (GO): chromatin insulator sequence binding
Source: RefSeq, a predicted model, not a curated record